Messenger RNA from Ricinus communis (castor bean), 3987 nucleotides. RefSeq names its product ABC transporter B family member 15. Gene Ontology annotation, biological process: transmembrane transport. Gene Ontology annotation, molecular function: ATP binding; ABC-type transporter activity; ATP hydrolysis activity. The coding region runs from base 1 to 3762 and encodes 1253 amino acids. The record is from RefSeq and is a predicted model, not a curated record. The transcript is spliced from 7 exons. NCBI's taxonomy places the organism in Eukaryota, Viridiplantae, Streptophyta, Magnoliopsida, Malpighiales, Euphorbiaceae. Gene Ontology annotation, cellular component: membrane.
AUGGGGACUAAAGGAAACCUCUUUCGUUGCAUUGAUUGGACAGAUAAAAUUCUGAUGUUAACUGGCACUUUGGGUAGCAUUGGAGAUGGGUUGUUGACACCACUUACCAUGUUUACUCUCAGUGGCUUAAUCAAUGAUUAUGCUACUUCUGAAUCUGGCACUUCUAUAUCUCUCUCCAUUGAAGUAGUUAAUAAGUAUUCGCUAAAGCUGCUCUACGUUGCUAUUGUUGUUGGAUCAUCUGGUUUCCUAGAAGGAAUUUGUUGGACAAGAACAGCAGAAAGACAGACAUCUCGAAUGAGAAUGGAGUACCUAAAAUCAGUCUUGAGGCAAGAAGUUGGAUUCUUUGACAAGCAAGCUACUUCUAACACCACCUUCCAAGUCAUCUCUGCCAUUUCUUCUGAUGCUCAUUCAAUCCAAGACACCAUAGCCGAUAAGAUACCGAAUCUAUUGGCUCACCUCUCAUCAUUCAUCUUUACUUUUGUAGUUGCCUUUGCACUUUCUUGGCGAUUGGCGUUGGCAACCUUGCCAUUUACAAUCAUGUUUAUCAUUCCAGGAGUUGCAUUUGGGAAGCUACUAAUGCACAUAGGGACGAUGGGAAAGGAUGCCUAUGCAGUGGCAGGAGGGAUAGCAGAACAGGCAAUCUCAUCGAUCCGUACAGUUUACUCAUAUGUUGGGGAGCAACGGACACUAGAUAAAUUUGGCAAUGCACUUCUCAAGAGUAUGGAGCUUGGCAUAAAGCAAGGCCUUUCUAAGGGAUUAUUGAUAGGGAGCAUGGGAAUGAUUUUUGCAGCUUGGAGUUUUUUGUCCUGGGUUGGCAGUGUUCUUGUUACUGAAAGAGGAGAAAAUGGCGGUGCUGUUUUUGUGUCCGGAACCUGUGUCAUCUUGGGCGGAGUGUCCCUCAUGAGUGCACUUCCAAAUCUGUCUUUUCUAUCAGAAGCAACAAUUGUUGCUGCGCGAAUUCACGAGAUGAUUGACCAGAUUCCAGUUAUAGACAAUGAAGAUGAAAAAGGGAAAAUCCUACCAAAUUUGAGAGGAGAAAUUGAAUUUAAGGAGGUUAACUUCAGCUACCCAUCACGGCCAGAUACCCCGAUUCUGCAAGGACUCAAUCUUAAAGUGCAAGCAGGUAAGACAGUAGGUCUUGUUGGAGGCAGCGGAUCUGGUAAAUCCACUAUUAUUUCUUUGCUUGAAAGAUUUUAUGAUCCUGUAACUGGAGAUAUAUUCCUUGAUGGCUACAAGAUAAAGAGACUUCAGCUUCAAUGGCUGAGAUCCCAAAUGGGACUAGUUAAUCAAGAACCAGUUCUCUUUGCGACAUCUAUAAAGGAGAACAUUCUAUUUGGCAAGGAAGAAGCACCCAUCGAACUCGUUGUAAGAGCAGCUAAGGCUGCAAAUGCUCAUGACUUCAUUGUGAAGUUACCUGAUGGAUAUGAAACGCAGGUAGGGCAAUUUGGAGUUCAGUUAUCAGGAGGACAGAAGCAAAGGAUUGCAAUAGCUAGGGCUUUAAUCCGAGAUCCAAAGAUCCUUUUGCUUGAUGAAGCAACAAGUGCUUUAGAUUCAGAAUCCGAAAAAGUAGUACAACAAGCCUUGGACAGGGCUUCAGUAGGAAGAACAACAAUUAUCAUUGCCCACCGUCUUUCUACGAUUCGUGAGGCUGAUUUGAUAAUUGUUCUUGAAUCUGGGAGAGUGAUCGAAUCAGGUUCUCACAAUGAAUUGAUCCAAAUGAACGACGAAGAAGGUGGAGUCUACAAUAAAAUGGUGCAAUUACAACAAUCAGCACAAGGAGAAAACUUCUACUCUCCCUAUUCCCCAACAAAGGGGACAAACCAUCGUAGAUUGCAUAGCGUGCAUACUCCGCUGCAUACAAGUGUGAAAUCAAGUUAUCACAGCAGUCCAGCUUCUGCCUUUAGCCCUGUAUUCUCCAUUAGUAUGGCACAUACAGUCCAAAUUCCUUCCUAUAAUGAACAGAUCGCUCCAAACUUAAAUAAUUCCUUUCGUACUCCCCCUUCUCAAUGGCGUGUGCUAAAAAUGAACGCACCUGAAUGGAAGAGAGCAUUCCUUGGGUGCCUUGGUGCUGCUAGCUUUGGAGCAAUUCAACCAGCUCAUGCUUAUUGUCUAGGAUCAAUUAUUUCAGUAUAUUUCCUGCCAGACUAUUCCAAAAUCAAAUCAGAAACCAGAAUCUAUUGCUUUAUCUUUUUAGGCGUAGCUUUUCUCAGUUUCUUUACUAAUCUUCUCCAGCAUUACAAUUUUGCGAUCAUGGGAGAACGAUUGACAAAAAGGGUGCGAGAAAAAAUGCUUGAAAAAGUUCUCACCUUUGAGGUUGGUUGGUUUGAUCAAGAGGAGAACACUAGUGCUGCCAUUUCCGCUCGGUUUGCUACUGAGGCACUCUUGGUUCGAUCCCUUAUUGCAGACCGUAUGUCGUUGCUCGUUCAGGUUUUCUUCAGUGCUUCUAUUGCCUUUGUGGUUGGUCUACUGCUCUCAUGGCGAGUAGCCAUAGUUAUGAUUGCCAUCCAACCACUACUUGUGGGAAGCUUUUAUUCAAGAAGUGUUCUAAUGAAAAAUAUGUCUGAAAGAGCUCAAAAAGCACAAACUGAAGGAAGCCAACUAGCUAGUGAAGCCAUCAUUAACCACAGGACUAUUACUGCAUUUUCAUCACAAAAGAGGAUAUUGAAAUUCUUCGAACAAGCAAUGAAAGAACCCAAGAAGGAAACCACGAAGCAAUCAUGGCUUUCAGGUUUUGGUCUAUUCAGCUCCCAAUUUCUUACAACAGCUUCUGUAGCUAUUACUUUUUGGUAUGGAGGAAGGCUAAUGGCUCAAGGAAAUUUAACCUCCAAGCGCCUUUUUCAAGUAUUCUUCCUUUUGAUGAGCACAGGAAAGAAUAUUGCAGAUGCAGGAAGCAUGAGUUCUGAUUUAGCAAAAGGCAGCAAUGCCAUCAUAUCAGUUUUUGCUAUUCUUGAUAGGAAAAGUGAAAUCGAGCCAAAUAACCCUAAUGGAAUCAAAAUUAGAAGGAGUAUUGAAGGUGACAUUGAAUUAAAGAACAUCUUCUUCUCCUAUCCAGCAAGGCCUACACAGAUGAUCUUUAAGGACUUGAGCCUGAAAAUUGAAGCAGGAAAAACGAUGGCACUUGUCGGACAAAGCGGUUCAGGAAAAUCCACUAUCAUUGGACUAAUUGAACGAUUUUAUGAUCCGCAAGGUGGAUCAGUCCUGAUAGAUGAAUGUGACAUCAAGAGCUAUAACUUGAGAAAGUUGAGAUCACAUAUUGCAUUAGUGAGUCAGGAACCUACUCUUUUUGCAGGAACUAUUCGCCAAAACAUUGUUUAUGGUAGUACAGAGGAUGAUGCUACGGAAGCCGAAGUCAGAAAAGCUGCAAUUCUAGCCAAUGCCCAUGAAUUCAUAAGUUCCAUGAAAGAUGGAUACGACACACUUUGUGGAGAAAGAGGAGCCCAACUAUCAGGAGGGCAAAAGCAAAGAAUAGCAUUGGCCAGAGCAAUACUAAAGAACCCAAAAAUUCUUUUGCUAGAUGAGGCAACAAGUGCACUAGAUAGCGUAUCAGAAAAUCUAGUACAAGAAGCCUUAGAGAAGAUGGCAAGUGAGAGAACAUGUGUGAUAGUCGCGCACCGACUGUCGACAAUACAAAAUGCAGAUUCUAUAGCUGUGAUCAACAAUGGAAAGGUUGUAGAACAAGGAUCACACUCUGAUCUACUAGCCAUCGGACGCCAAGGUGCCUAUUACUCUCUUAUUAAGUUACAAGGUGGCCUUUCCCUGUAAAAGAUACUACUACGAUUUGAAGUAGUCAAUCAUGCUAGAUUAAACAUCUCUAUGAUGCCCAGUUUCAGCAAUAGCCAUAGUUGUUCUUCGCUUUGGUCAGCUUUUGAUAUUACAUAUGAAAACCUUUGAAUUGUCAGCUGAUCACUUUUCUGAAACUCAAAAGCUCUAAACAAAAUUAAGUAUCGAGUGGCAGCAGAAAAAGAAAAUGUAUCUAUGGCUUGAGAA